Messenger RNA from Bicyclus anynana (squinting bush brown), 4282 nucleotides. Its product is annotated as ATP-binding cassette sub-family B member 10, mitochondrial. The transcript has 10 exons. Gene Ontology annotation, molecular function: ATP hydrolysis activity; ATP binding; ABC-type oligopeptide transporter activity. The record is from RefSeq and is a predicted model, not a curated record. Bases 103 to 2226 code for a protein of 707 amino acids. Gene Ontology annotation, biological process: transmembrane transport. NCBI's taxonomy places the organism in Eukaryota, Metazoa, Arthropoda, Insecta, Lepidoptera, Nymphalidae. Gene Ontology annotation, cellular component: membrane.
GUCAAGUGUCAUUUCAGCUGUCAGAGUAAAUCGCGAAUUCGCGAUGUUAUUAUUUUCCAUUUAUUAAAUAUAAAACUUUUACAAAUUCUAAUUGGAUAAAAAAUGUUACAAAGACUACUUUACAGUAGUUUAAACGUGAAAAUUUGUCGUAGACAAAUAAAUUUGCUGUUUAAGAUACCACAUUCAAGCCAUUCCUGUGAACAAUGCAGAUUCAGGUUAUACUCUAGUCAGAAAGUUUCAGCAUUACGAAAUAACUACGAAAGGACCUUAUUCUUUAGGAAGGAUGUACGUUUAGUGAAAUCGAGGUAUUAUACUAGCCAAGUCGACGUUCAAAAGAAAAGUGAACACGUAGAAACCGUCAAAGAUAAGACAGUGUUAGCUGCCACGAAGAAGAUAAACGUAAAAUUAAAGUCUUCUGAAUUAAAAAGACUACUUACGUUGGCAGAGCCAGAGAAAUGGACCCUCGCUGGUGCUAUUGGCUUAUUAGUAGUAUCAUCCAGUGUCACAAUGGCGGUGCCAUUUUCCCUGGGAAUGGUGUUGGACAUAAUAUACAGCGGCACCAAUGAUCUCAUAACAGCCAGAGACAAACUAGACCAGUUAUGUAUGGUUCUGUGCGGGGUGUUCCUUGUCGGAGGGCUAUGCAACUUUGGCAGGGUCUACUUGAUGUCCAUAUCUGGUCAAAGAAUGACUCAAGCGCUCCGCAAACAAGUGUUCUCGUCUAUAAUGCGUCAGGAACCGGCGUGGUUCGCUAAGACGUCGACCGGUGAGCUGGUCAACAGGUUGUCAGCUGACACACAGCUGGUGGGACGCAACCUUAGCUCUAAUGUCAGCGAUGGACUGCGAUCUCUGUUCAUGGUUGGAGCUGGUACGGGUAUGAUGUUCUACAUGUCUCCAUCUCUGGCCAUGAUAGGGUUGUGUGUGGUGCCACCGGUAUCGAUGUUGGCUAUUUUUUACGGCCGAUUCGUUCGGGGCAUCACUAGAGAAUUGCAAGACGCUUUAGCAGAAACUAGUGAGUUAGCGGAAGAAAAAAUAUCGAAUAUAAAAACAGUUAAAUCUUUUAGUAAGGAAGAGAAGGAAUGCAAGUCAUAUGCACAAAGAAUAGAGACACUAUUGAAUUUAGCCUACAAAGAGUCUUUGGCUGUCGGUAGUUUCUAUGGCUUGACAGGCCUAUCUGGCAACACUAUCAUAAUUCUAGUGCUAUACUACGGCGGCGGUAUGGUGGCCACUGAGCAGUUGACAGUUGGCAACCUCACAUCGUUCCUACUAUACGCUGCUUACGUUGGCAUCAGUAUAGGAGGUCUUAGCAGCUUCUACACUGAACUAAACAAGGGAAUGGGUGCUGCGACGAGACUGUGGGAAAUUAUUGAUAGAGAACCAAAGAUACCAGUUAAAGGUGGUAUACGACCAAAAGAUCGACCGAGAGGCGAACUAGUAAUAGACAAUAUAAACUUUUCCUACGUGGGUGCACCGCUAAUAAAAGGUCUGAGCCUGCAUUUGCAUCCAGGAAAGAGUGUAGCUUUGGUCGGAAGGUCUGGCUGCGGCAAAAGUACGGUCGCGGCCUUAAUACUCAGGCUGUAUGAUCCAGACGCGGGCAGGAUACUUUUGGAUGGAGUGGACAUUAGGCAGUUGGAUCCAGUUUGGUUAAGAAGUCAUAUAGGAUACGUCAGUCAGGAACCUGUGUUGUUUACUGGAUCCAUAAAAGAGAACAUUCUGUAUGGUGCUGUAGAAGAUGAUUAUGAGUCAAAUGACAGUGAAAAGGAGGAGGCGUGGCUAGUGGCGGCGCGCGCGGCGCAGCUGCAGGAGCUGGCGGCCAGCAGCCGGUCGGGCUGGGCUCGCGCGGUGGGCGCGGGCGGCUCGCAGCUCAGCGGCGGGCAGAAGCAGCGCGUCGCCAUCGCGCGCGCCAUCGUCAAGAACCCAAAAAUCCUCAUACUCGACGAAGCUACCUCAGCUCUAGACACGUAUUCCGAAUACUUAGUAGAUAAGGCUUUAAAGGAGAUUAGUAGAGACCGAACACUCUUGACCAUUGCACAUAGAUUGAGUACGAUACAGUCAGCUGAUGAGGUCGCUGUUAUAGGCGACGGUAGGAUCAUAGAAAUGGGACCAUACAAAGAACUUAUGGCGAAACCCGACGGCUAUUUCAGAGAGCUCAUAACCCAUCAGACGUUCGCCGGCUCCAAGGCACCCAUAGGCACUCCAGACAACAAUAAGGAUACACAAAACAGUUAAUAAAUUGUACUACAUUUGUUACAAAAUUAUAAAAAAUUUAAAGCAUACGCGAGCUACCGCUUUAUCAGCUAAUGCAAGUGUAAACAAGAAUUUGUAAAAUUAUCAUAAAGUGUAAAAUUAAAGGUCUUACCUCAUUAGACUUUCCUGCAUCGCCUCGCUUCAUGACAGCUUUCGAGCGAAGCGAUCGGCAUUUUCAUACGUAAGCGUAUAUAGUGAGCGUAUGGUCCAAAGACAUCCAUUCCAUAUAACGGUAAGACAUAACUAAUCGAGGCGGUGCUGAUCUAAUAAGUUAUUAACCCUUCCCCAAAAUUUGACUCAUCUUUUACCAAUAAUAGAGGAUGUUUUUCCUGUCCGGUGAAUCUUUUGCCACAGUCGUUUCAAAUUUUAGUUAAACGAAAUAUGAGAUCUCACAAAGAAAACAGUUUUUUUUAAUUUUGUUUUAUAAAGCUCUUCGCUCAUUACAAAAUGAACCGCAAGUCACUAUAGUUUUAUUGGAAAUACUUAAAAUUGCAUAGACAAAUAAUUCACCAAGUAUUUGUCGAGUAUUUCUCGACUCGUCUGUAAUUUGAUACCAGAGUAGGUCCAAGAUACGCGUUAUAACAUAUCUCAUGAAUACAAAACGACAGGAAUUAUUGCUUUCUAUCUUUUUACACAACAAAGAGCGAUAAAGAGCGAUAUAUCCGGUUCCUAUUGGAACAUAGAAUAAAAAUAUUGACAAUAUGUCAUUUUGUCUACAUGAUUUAUGGUCAUGGCGUGUAUCUUUGGUUUACUGUAAGAGUCUUGACUUGUUUUGCACAACGACUUAUUUAGUACUUUUAUAUAAGACUUUUAAUGUGAGAAUGUUUAACAUAUCUACUUAUGUAGAUAUUUAUAUAUAUAUUGAAUUUACAUUAAUUUUAUUGCUAAACCUAAUUAAUGAGUACAUAUUGGUUGUUGUAUGUUUUUAUUGGGUAUGGUAAAUAUAAAAUUCCACAUUAUGAUUUUAAUUAGACUUUGUUUUGUUUUAUGUUUUGUGAAACUGGGAAAUGAAUGUUACGAAUAAUAUUCAUUGAGAUAUGAAAAUUGUUAUUCUUAUUAGCAAAAGCUAUAAUUUACUUCAGUCAAUGUUUAUAAUAUUAUACAAUAGUAUGUAAAUAUAUGCGUGAUUUUAGAGAAUUGUAAUUAAAUAUUAUAUUAUAAAUUAAAAAAAGAGAAUUUUGACGUAAAAAGAUUCAAUCUUGAAUUUUGUUUGCACUGCCUUGUCUACAAAGUAACUGAUAUUACUGUGCUAUAAGGUUGAACAUAAAAGAAACGAUGAUUGAUUGACGCCUUUAGACUGCUAGGCCCAUAGACCCAUGAGUCACGUCGAUUCUCUUUCUACAAACGCUAACGCUUCAAAAAUUAAUAUUUAUAUGGAAAUGGCAUUCACUAUCGACAGGUCACGUAAUCAAGUUGUCGAUCGAAUCUGUCAUUCCCAUACAUUUUGUUAGUUUUCAAAGCGUUAACGUUUGUAGACAGAGAAUCGACGUGCCACUUGGCUAAGGCCCCUGUUCAGUCUAGCGUCCGUUAUAUGCGGCGGUUACGGCAGUCUGCAAUGACAUUUAUUAACUUUUACGCUGGUAACAAAGACAAUUAAAAAAGCAAAUGAACGAUACGUAUUUAUUAUUUUUAAUUGUCUUUGUUUAAAACUGUUUUCCUCAUAUUUAUUAAUAGGCAUCUGACUUGUAACGAAGUCGUUUGAAGUGCAAUGCGCAAUAUAUGGUUGCAUUCUUUGAUUAUGUGAAUUAGUUUGAUGAGUUUGCAAUCAGGAUGCAUUGUCAACCUUUGGAAUAUUGCUCUAUUGACCUGUUUUAUUACUGAAAUUAAAAAAAAAACAAUGUCGGUAGUCUAACCUACAAAGUAAUAAAAAAAAUUACAGUAUAAUGUAUGUAUGUACAAAAUAGUGUUAAUGUUUUAAACGAAAUGUUAAAGAGAAUAUUAUUGUGUAUGAAUUAUUUAAAUUGUAUAGUGAUGACGGGUAAUGGAAUAAUUUAAUUUAUUUGAUUAAAUAAAAAUGGUUGUUGUUAUUUUCCUAUAA